This is a messenger RNA of Grosmannia clavigera kw1407, 1539 nucleotides long. Its product is annotated as molybdenum cofactor biosynthetic protein. Lineage: Eukaryota; Fungi; Ascomycota; Sordariomycetes; Ophiostomatales; Ophiostomataceae. Gene Ontology annotation, biological process: tRNA wobble position uridine thiolation; protein urmylation. Bases 1 to 1539 code for a protein of 512 amino acids. The record is from RefSeq and is a predicted model, not a curated record. The transcript is spliced from 2 exons. Gene Ontology annotation, cellular component: cytosol; cytoplasm. Gene Ontology annotation, molecular function: adenylyltransferase activity; URM1 activating enzyme activity; thiosulfate-cyanide sulfurtransferase activity.
AUGGCAGCCACAGACGCCAGCGACACUCGAGCGAAGCAACUCCGCCUGGAGAUUGCUCGCGCCGAGACUGAGCUGCAAGGUCUACGGGACCAGCUAGCACUGGCCGAAUCAGACGAGGCAGAUGAAAAACGUCGACUUCUGAACGAGAAAGGAGUGCUUGACAGCGAUGCUGCCACGGCGCCCUGGCGCUGGCCGCUCAAGGAAGAAGAGUACGAUCGCUAUGCGCGGCAGUUGAUCGUGCCGGGCAUCGGCAUGCAAGGCCAACUGCGUCUCCGUGCGGCAUCUGUGCUCGUCGUGGGCGCCGGGGGCCUCGGCUGCCCCGCGGCCACGUAUCUGGCUGGUGCAGGCAUCGGCCACAUUGGCAUUGUCGACUGCGACGUUGUCGAAACGUCCAACCUUCACCGGCAGAUUGGCCACACCACCGACCGAGUCGGCGUGCCCAAGGCCGUCAGCCUUGCUACGUCGUUGCGCCGCCUCAACCCGCUACCCCGCUACAGCAGCCAUGUGGAGGCACUGACGCCGGCCAACGCAGCCGCCCUCGUCGCCGCCUACGAUGUCGUGCUCGACUGCACCGACAAUCCGGCCUCUCGCUACCUCGUCUCCGACGCCUGCGUGCGGGCCAGCCGGCCGCUCGUGUCCGCCGCCGCCCUGCGCACCGACGGCCAGCUCGCUGUGCUCAACUGGCCUGUCGGUGUCGGACCCUGCUACCGCUGCAUCUUUCCACGGCCGUCACCACCGGCUAGCCGACUUUCGUGCGCCGAGGGCGGCGUGCUGGGACCCGUCGUCGGUGUGAUUGGCGUCUUACAGGCUUUAGAGGCCCUGCGCGUCAUUAUGGCCGAGCCGGACUGCAUCGCUGCCCAGGCCGAUAAACCGUCGCCCUCGCUGCUCCUCUUCUCGGCGAAAGAUGGCCAUGGACGACUCGGCGCACCCAGCUUCCGCACCGUGCGUGUGGGCGGGCGCCGGCCAACCUGCUUCGCCUGCUCGCCUACCGCACCGCUGCGCGCGAUGGAGUCUCUGGAAAGCGUCGGAAGCAGCGGCAUCAACGGCGAGUGGCCUGACUACGUACAAUUUUGUGGUGACGACACUAUUGAUGUGGGCGUGCAGCUGGCACCAGAGGAGCGCAUUUCAGUACAGGAGUUCCAAGACAUUGUGACGAAGAAAUCUGAUAUCUCCGCUGUUGUCGAGAAUCCUCCAUAUUGGUUGCUAGAUGUCCGCGAAAAGGAGUUCUUCGACAUGGGCAGUCUGGACGGUGCUCUCAACCUGCCCUUUUCUCGGAUACAGUCAGCAAUUCAGCGCAGUAAGAGAAAGACAGAUGCAGAGGAACAAGAGAGCAGUCCUUGGCCAGAGUGGCUGCCGGAGGGACUGGGACGACAUUCGGCGCCAGUGUACGUUUUGUGUCGGGUUGGCAUCAACUCGCAGAUGGUAGCUAGCCAGCUAAAGGAGAUGGGGCUUGCUACGGACGGCCGCUUCAUCGGUGACAUCAAGGGCGGCAUCCAGGCAUGGAAGAGAAAUAUAGACAGUACGAUACCAUUUACAUAA